Molecule: messenger RNA, 2576 nt
Organism: Carassius auratus (goldfish)
Lineage: Eukaryota; Metazoa; Chordata; Actinopteri; Cypriniformes; Cyprinidae
Product: extracellular calcium-sensing receptor-like
Exons: 6
Coding region: 1-2565 (854 amino acids)
Biological process (GO): G protein-coupled receptor signaling pathway
Cellular component (GO): plasma membrane
Molecular function (GO): G protein-coupled receptor activity
Source: RefSeq, a predicted model, not a curated record
AUGGCAAAGAGCACUGUGUCACUGCUUCUACUGCUGGUGGUGGUGCAUGGUGUCUUUGUGCCAGCUUCAGCACAACUCUGCAGUCUGCUUGGUCACUCUGCAUUUCCUGUACUUUCUGCAGAAAGAGACAUCAACAUUGGAGCAAUUUUCUCAAUUCACAGAAGUGCUCUGCUAAAGAUGCACCCUUUCACUUCCAAACCAGAGCCAACAACAUGCCUCAGGUUAAACUUGCGUGAAUUUAAAUUUGCUCAGACAUUUAUUUUUGCCAUUGAGGAGAUAAAUAACAGCACACAGCUUUUGCCUGGAGUUUCUUUGGGUUAUAAAAUAUACGAUGCCUGUAACUCUAUAGCAUUGGCUAUCCUCUCAGGCAUGUCUUUGAUGAAUGGUUAUGAAAAUAUUUUGAGUGAUAUAUCCUGCUCUCGAUCACCAGCUGUCCAGGCCAUUGUUGGAGAGUCGACAUCUUCUCCUACCAUAGCUUUGGCUACUGUGGUUGGGGCAUUCAACAUACCUGUUAUCAGUCAUUUUGCCACAUGCACGUGCCUGAGUAACAGGAAAAUAUAUCCAUCCUUCUUUAGAACAAUACCCAGUGAUUAUUACCAAAGCAGAGCGCUGGCACAGCUUGUCAAGUAUUUUGGCUGGACCUGGGUUGGGACGGUCAGGAGUCGCAGUGACUAUGGUAAUAAUGGGAUAGCAGCAUUUGAAGAGGCUGCAAAACAAGAAGGUAUUUGCAUUGAAUAUUCAGAAGCUGUAUUAAGAACUGAUCCACCAGAGCAGUUUCUGAAGACACUGGAAGUGAUUAAAAAGGGCACAGCCAGGGUUGUGGUGGCUUUUAUCUCAUUUGGAGAUUUUGCCCCCCUUGUGAAAGUAAUUGCAGAACAAAACAUCACAGGGCUGCAGUGGGUUGGCAGUGAAUCCUGGAUAACAUCUCGAAAUCUUGCAGAAACCAAGGAAUACAGUUUCCUUUCUGGAGCUGUGGGCUUUGCUGUAGUAAAUGCCAAGCUUCUGGGUCUGCGAGAGUUCCUAGUGAAUGUGAACCCUAAUCAAGAACAAAAAAAUGAACUUUUAAAGGAAUUCUGGGAAACAGCUUUUCAGUGUUCUUUCAGAUCCAGUGGUAGUAAUGCCUGUACUGGCUCAGAGAAACUGGCAGAGCUGCAAAAUGAAUAUACUGAUGUAUCUGAGCUACGAAUAGAACAUAAAGCUUACACUGCAGUGUAUGCUGUUGCACACACACUGCAUAAUGUUUUAAAAGACUUUAAAUCAUCCACCAACAACAGCAAAGGAGAGCUGCCCACACCAAAAAAAGUAUUGCAAUAUAUGAGAGAUGUGAGCUUCACUAUGAAAACAGGUGAGAAUAUAUUUUUUGAUGCAAGUGGUGAUCCAGUGGCAAUAUAUGACCUGGUGAACUGGCAGCCUGCUGAGGAUGGAAGAUUACAGUUCGAGAAUGUGGGUGUCUAUGACAGCUCACUGCCUUUAGAGCAACGUCUUCAAGUUAAUCAGGAACACAUACUAUGGGCAGGGAAGAGAGCACAGUUGCCUGGGUCCGUGUGCAGUGAAAGCUGCCCCACUGGAACUAGAAAGACUGUGCAGAAAGGUCGGCCUGUUUGCUGUUAUGACUGUACUCCAUGUGCAGAAGGAGAAAUCAGUAAUAGCACAGAUUCUAGUGACUGCUUUCCUUGUGAUUUGGAGUACUGGUCGAAUGAAAGCAGAGACAGAUGUGUAUUAAAAGUGGUUGAAUUCCUUUCCUAUACAGAAAUCAUGGGGAUGGUGCUUUGCAUUUUCUCCUUCAUUGGCGUAUUAUUAACAGCAAUGGUAUCUUUUCUGUUUUAUCUCCAUAAAGAAACACCUAUUGUAAGAGCCAACAACUCAGAGCUGAGCUUCCUGUUGCUCUUCUCACUCUCACUGUGUUUUCUCUGUUCACUAACUUUCAUUGGCCGGCCCACUGAGCUGUCCUGUAUGUUGCGUCACACAGCAUUUGGGAUCACUUUUGUCCUUUGUAUCUCCUGUGUUCUGGGGAAAACAUUGGUAGUUUUAAUGGCCUUCAGAGCUACGCUUCCAGGAAGUGAUGUCAUGAAAUGGUUUGGGCCUGCACAGCAGCGACUCAGUGUUGUUUCCUUAACAUUAAUACAGGUGAUUGUCUGUGUGCUUUGGUUAACAAUAUCCCCUCCUUUCCCAUAUAUGAAUUUAAGCUAUUAUAGAGAAAAAAUAAUUCUAGAAUGUAAUGUAGGUUCAGCUCUUGGUUUCUGGACUGUUCUGUGUUAUACUGGCCUGCUAUCAAGCUUGUGUUUUGUUUUAGCUUUUCUUGCUCGGAAGCUCCCUGAUAACUUCAAUGAGGCCAAGUUCAUCACAUUCAGCAUGCUCAUAUUCUGUGCUGUCUGGCUCACAUUUAUCCCAGCUUAUGUCAGUUCUCCUGGAAAAUUUACUGUAGCUGUGGAGAUAUUUGCCAUUUUAGUUUCAAGUUUUGGUUUACUAUUUUGCAUAUUUGCCCCAAAAUGUUACAUAAUUUUGCUAAAACCAGAGAAAAACACAAAGAAACAAAUGAUGGGGAAAUCUUCUACAGCUCUUUGAAACAAGAGUUA